GCCGGCGCCGGGUCCGGCCUGAGUUCGUGGCCAGCAGCAGUCCACCCGGUAUCGCGUUCUGGGUUGUGGCGGCCCUGGAUCCGGCGUCUGGGCGACCAGGCGGACGAGGUGGAGCCAGAGUCGGUCAGACAGGUUGGUGAAGAGCGCGGGGCCGGGCACGGCGUUGGGAGUGCGCAGCAGGGACCGACCAGACGGGCUGCAGGCACCUCAAAGGCCGGGACACCCCCUCAACGUCCGCAGGCGCGAUGAAGGCACUGAUCUUAGUGGGGGGCUAUGGGACGCGGCUACGGCCGCUGACGCUGAGCACCCCGAAGCCACUAGUGGACUUCUGCAAUAAGCCCAUCUUGCUGCACCAAGUGGAGGCGCUAGCUGCGGCAGGCGUGGACCACGUGAUCCUGGCCGUGAGCUACAUGUCGCAGGUGCUGGAGAAGGAAAUGAAGGCACAGGAGCAGAGGCUGGGAAUCCGAAUCUCCAUGUCCCAUGAAGAGGAGCCUUUGGGAACAGCUGGGCCCCUGGCGCUGGCCCGUGACCUGCUCUCUGAGACUGCAGACCCUUUCUUCGUCCUCAACAGUGACGUGAUCUGCGACUUCCCCUUCCAAGCCAUGGUGCAGUUCCACCGGCACCAUGGCCAGGAGGGCUCCAUCCUGGUAACCAAGGUGGAGGAACCCUCCAAGUACGGUGUGGUGGUGUGUGAGGCUGACACAGGCCGAAUUCACCGGUUUGUGGAGAAGCCGCAGGUGUUUGUGUCCAAUAAGAUCAACGCAGGCAUGUACAUCCUGAGCCCUGCGGUGCUGCGGCGCAUCCAGCUGCAGCCUACGUCCAUUGAGAAGGAGGUCUUCCCCAUUAUGGCCAAGGAGGGGCAGCUAUAUGCCAUGGAGUUGCAGGGCUUCUGGAUGGACAUUGGGCAGCCCAAGGACUUCCUCACUGGCAUGUGCCUCUUCCUGCAGUCACUGAGGCAGAAGCAGCCUGAGCGGCUGUACUCAGGCCCUGGCAUUGUGGGCAACGUGCUGGUGGACCCAAGUGCCCGCAUCGGCCAGAACUGCAGCAUUGGCCCCAAUGUAAGCCUGGGACCUGGCGUGGUGGUCGAAGAUGGUGUGUGUAUCCGGCGGUGCACGGUGCUGCGGGAUGCCCGGAUCCGCUCCCAUUCAUGGCUUGAGUCCUGCAUUGUGGGCUGGCGCUGCCGUGUGGGCCAGUGGGUUCGCAUGGAGAAUGUGACAGUGCUGGGUGAGGACGUCAUAGUUAACGAUGAGCUCUACCUCAACGGAGCCAGCGUGCUGCCCCACAAGUCUAUUGGCGAGUCAGUGCCAGAGCCUCGUAUCAUCAUGUAAGGGGAUGCAGUGGGGCUGGCCGAGCCCCGGUUUUCCCAUCAGCAAGGGGAGUGCUGGCCUGACACAUCAGAAGACCCUGGACUUGUUAUCUGUCUGGGGGACACUGGGUGAAGCUGAAGCCGUUGGACACCUGCCUUCUCAUGUGGACAUCAUCUGGCAGGAUCCCUGCUGGGCACACCCCACAAACCCCACUCCCUCAAGAAGGGCCAGGGCCAGGGCUGUAUGGAAUAAUAAUUUAAUGCUGACUGUG
This is a messenger RNA of Rhinopithecus roxellana (golden snub-nosed monkey), 1578 nucleotides long. RefSeq names its product GDP-mannose pyrophosphorylase B (gene GMPPB). The transcript is spliced from 9 exons. Gene Ontology annotation, biological process: cell wall mannoprotein biosynthetic process; GDP-mannose biosynthetic process. NCBI's taxonomy places the organism in Eukaryota, Metazoa, Chordata, Mammalia, Primates, Cercopithecidae. Gene Ontology annotation, cellular component: cytoplasm. Gene Ontology annotation, molecular function: GTP binding; mannose-1-phosphate guanylyltransferase (GTP) activity. The record is from RefSeq and is a predicted model, not a curated record. The coding region runs from base 246 to 1328 and encodes 360 amino acids.